UCGGUUGGAUGUGAGGUCAUGUGAUGAGCUCUGUAGGACUGACCGUGCUACACCUAGUGACUCCUGUAGUGGCCGUGGUCACGCUGCUCAUGGUGUCCGUCGCCGUCGCCUCCAGUUGCUGGCUGGUCACGGAGGAGUUCAUGCUCAACCCAGAGUACAACGGCACCGGGGACCGGGACUAUCUGCCCAAGAGGACCGUCUCCGGACUCUGGCAGCUGUGUCAGACUUACCCUGGAGAUACAGAACUUGAUUGUUCCAACAUUGACUACUUCCCCAAGGAGGAGUACAGUCCAGACCCCAAUGACUCCACUAUGGCCAUACCUUAUGCUGUGACCAGAGCAGCAGUGUUCUUCGUGUCUGCCAGUCUACUGUUGUUGUGUGGAGAGCUGUGUUGCCUGUGUGGACACCUCUCCAGAACUCGACGACUGCUCACCUUCAUCUCUGGCGUCAUCUUCAUCAUCUCCGGUCUGCUGAUGUUGAUGGGUCUGGUGAUGUACAUCUCAGUGUUCAAGGCAGAAGUUGGCAGCAAACUAAGACCAAGGUCACAACUGCAACCCCCGAUGUUCACCUUCAGAUAUGGAUAUAGUUUCCUACUGUACGUGACUGGGUUUGUGACCAGCGAGGUGGCUGGGACCUGCGCAGUGUUCCUGUACAUCUACUGGACACAGCGUGAUUGGGCGAGGAAGAGACUGGAGAUGGCUACCACCAACCACCGCAGGAAGAGCAACUCGUCCACGCUAGACUAUGACCAUCAACCUCCUGUAUAUGUGGGAGGGGUGUACCAGUGUCGCAGACAUCCCUUCUACCCUCCACCUCUCCUAGAUAACCACUUAGACGCUGUCACUCCUGCCAACCAUACCAGGAUAGUCUACUUAGAUAAUGACACCAUCAGUCCACAACAUAGGGUGUACCAGUGUCGCAGACAUCCCUUCUACCCUCCACCUCUCCUAGAUAACCACUUGGACGCUGUCACUCCUGCCAACCAUACCAGGAGAGUCUACUUAGAUAAUGACACCCUUAGUCCACAACAUAGUAUACACACAGGUGUAGGUGUUAGCACAGUGUCUAGCUGCUACUACCCCACCUCGUGUGGCUAUCCCCCCGCCAUGCUGGGGCCCUGGGACCCCCACUGUGACGGAUGCCUACCCCAGCCCCCCACCGACCUGUGUGACGAACAUCCAGACUUUGUCACAUUCGACCUAGACGAUGUGCCCCCGCUGAGACCUCCCCACCGAGCCCAGGACACGGACACCCUUAGGAGGACGACCCCGGUCUAGCGACAAGCCAAGACCGUGACUUGGCGGUAGCCAGGCCUGACCACACUUUUAAUCGACUAAAACAUUUAAUAUUUCAAAUUUUAGAUACAAGGUUUUGAAUUUUUGACGUGAGUUCAAGGUGCGAGGUUAAGUGUGGUCAUGCAAACUAUUCAAGUGAGAGACAGGAAGUGUAGUGAAAAAGUGGAGUAUAACAAACUACUAAGUCAUCAGUGUCCCAGGAACUAAGAGUGUAAACAUUAUAGUUGUAAACUGUGUAAUCAACUGCUGCACUAAUCUAGUCAAAACAUUGUUUCGACAUGUCAUAUUAUAUUGAGUUUGUACUACGUGUGAUAUUUGUAGGAAAAAUUGAACUACUCGCUAGUUACUAGUUACUACUUGUUACAAAAGAUGAUUACAAACAAUCACUUUCAUCGCCAUAAUUGUGAUACAUAGCAACAACUGGAGUUUUACACUUUUUAUACUAGUUGUGAAAGUAAAUGACUCCAAGAAACGUUGGGAAAACUAAUUUAGCUUAAGUGAUAUGCUUGGAUAAGAUUGUUAAUUAAUUGUAACAACAAACUAAAACCAAUAAAAGCGUUAAAAAUAAUAUGAUAUUUAAAGCUUAAAACGAAAAGUACAGAAACUUUGCAAACAAUCAAAGUGCACAGGUAAAUGAGAUUUAUUCCUUGAUUGAACCAUCCACUGUAUAAGCAAUGUAGUAUUUGCUUGGUUUGUAUUUUAAAUUACCUCGUUGAAAAUGUUAUAAUAGACAAGAAAUUAAUUAUAAAUAUUAUUUAAUUAUAAGGAAUUAACAUAAAUUAGAUCAGGCUAAAUUUGGACAACCCAAACUGAAAUAUGAAGAUAAGGAUAAGGAUUAACCUUUAGUUGAUAAUUAAUAUCAUAAAAUAUUGUACAUUUGUAAUUUUUCUAGUUCUAUGAACAAAGGUACAAACUGUUUACCCAGUGAAUAAAAAAACUGUAUGUUUCAUAUUGUGAAUUUGUUGAAUCAUGUUAGUUUUUAUCAGAAAAUUUAAAUACUAGUAAUAUGUAACUA
Macrosteles quadrilineatus (aster leafhopper) is the source of this 2310-nucleotide messenger RNA. RefSeq names its product voltage-dependent calcium channel gamma-4 subunit-like. Gene Ontology annotation, molecular function: voltage-gated calcium channel activity; channel regulator activity. Gene Ontology annotation, cellular component: postsynaptic density membrane; AMPA glutamate receptor complex. The transcript has 8 exons. NCBI's taxonomy places the organism in Eukaryota, Metazoa, Arthropoda, Insecta, Hemiptera, Cicadellidae. The record is from RefSeq and is a predicted model, not a curated record. Gene Ontology annotation, biological process: postsynaptic neurotransmitter receptor diffusion trapping; transmission of nerve impulse; neurotransmitter receptor transport, postsynaptic endosome to lysosome. The coding region runs from base 24 to 1277 and encodes 417 amino acids.